AUGGCGCCCCGCGCCGGAAAAUCAGGCGGAGUUAAUAAGACCCCGCGUCGUAUGAAGACUAGGGCACGGGCAAGAGAUGCGGAGGCACUGAAAAGGAGGCUCAAAGAUUUGCAUGCGCAGUCAAAUGAGAAUAUUGCGAAGAGAAAGGCUCUGGAGAGCCGAAUCGGGGAGGUCGAACAACGACUCCAGAAUCCGGAAAUCACCAAUCAGGCUGAGAACGAAGCGCAGCUCAAAGCUUUAUUCACUGAGCUUAACCAAUUGACCGAGAAAGAAGAGGCUAUUCAGGCCCAGAUCAAAGCUGCAGAUGAAGAGCAGCAUGGAUCCGAAAUGGAUGUGGACGAUGUGGAUCAUGGGCUAGGGUCGGACCCCCCGGACUUCGCACAGACCCGAGAAGUCGAUGUUCCGGUGGAGGACGACGAUGAAAACGACACGCCCGGGGAUUAUGCGGAUAUAAAGCCGGUUGAUACGGUCGAUUUGACAGGGGACGGGGAACCAGAAGGAUGGGGCCUCGACGGCGGGACGACCCUAGCCAAGCACAAGGCCAGUAGAGGGCCAAUCUAUCUUAACUCCUACGGAUACAAGAGCUGCGCGAUGACCGUCUGGGAAUCCGCCCAAGCUGAACGCACUGUGGGUAAAGUUACAAGUAUCCGCGGAAAUCCCCAUAAGAAAGCACUGGAGACCAACGAAGAGGGGGAGUAUAUCCAUCGGGGAAAGAUCAAGAAGAUCCUAAACGUUGCCUGGAAACCUAAACGGAAGAUACGGAACAUCGAAGAUCUUCUAGAUUCGGUGGAAGAGCUGAACCCCCAAAAUAAGGUAGACGAGGCGAAAUACAGGUACCCGUUCAGUACUGUUCUAGUUGAAUGGACGGACGGGUUGGUGCGGACGUGGAUCAGUCGAACGGACUACAAAACACUCAGCAGCCAGUCCAAGGCCUCGAACGAACGAACGGACAGGAAAUUUUACCAAAUCGGACUUCUCCAGGUGAAACGAUAUCGGGAGAUUAUGCUCGGUGGCAGUAACCAGGGAGAUCUAGAGAGAACUCCUCCAGGUUUGACGGAGUCUCCAGAGCCGGGUGAGGGGGAUCCGGCGAGCCAUCAAGCAAACAACGAUAUACCAGGGCGAGGAGCCAAAAACGAGGGUGGCCGGGCCUCUCCAGGCGAUCCACGCAGGCCAGGUUCAGGCAGUCAGAACGCGGGCAGUCAGAACGCGGGCAGUCAGAACUCGGGCAGUCAGAACUCGGGCAGUCAGAACUCGGGCAGUCAGAACUCGGGCAGUCAGAACUCGGGCAGUCAGAACUCGGGCAGCCAGGGCCAAGCCAGCCAGCACCAGGAUAAUAAAAAACAUGGUGAUCAGAACCGAGGAGAUCAAACCCAGGAGAGCUCAAACCACGGCAACAACCCUAGAACGAUGAGAAGCUUCUAUGCCGAGUGGUUGCGCGAAAAUGAUCUUGAUGCGAAUACUGAAGUUAGCACCCUCGGAGACCAACUAUUUGGGAGAUUCACGGCAGCAGCCCACGCUUACGCGGACGAAUACGAACGCAGAUUUGGCCAACAGCUGCAGGAUGACAUGGGNUUCAUUCCCGCGGGUGCUCUUUUGAAGGCAUGGAUAUAGUACUGUUAUUUUCCCAUCAUUUUAAGGAAACCCAGAGGAGGAGGAGUUCAGACCGCAUCGCUGUGAGUGAACAAGUUCUACCUCCACUUCGAUGUCAAUAUGCUGUUUGACAUGUAGUCGGAAAUGCCCCAUUGUCGCCCGGCCUCCCCCAACAGAUCUACUUAUCCCAGCGUAGCGGGCAAGAAACGACUCUGCGAUAUGCGGUCUUGUUGACUAAGUUGACAAGCUAUUUCAGGCUCCCAUCCCCAGCUUCACACCGCAUCAGUGGGUGCUAUGAAGAGAACGCAUGCCAGCGUCAGCGUAUACUGUGUUGGCGUGAAAUAAGUUGUGGUUACCUGCAAUAGUUUUUCCAGAUGACCAUCGGCUUCGGCAAGACGGGUCGCGAAAUCCAGUACGUUGUCGCUCCAACAAUAGUCCGCCCCGUUUCGUCGCAUCAGCUGGUCCACAAUGUCCCGCAAGUCGGCCAGUCUCAGGCUGGCUGCGUUGAUGUCGGCCGGGUUGAUUGGGCGGCAGCGCUCAACACCAUCUGGGAAUCAGUUAGCGUAGAC
This is a messenger RNA of Aspergillus calidoustus, 2159 nucleotides long. The record is from the annotation of a GenBank genome assembly. NCBI's taxonomy places the organism in Eukaryota, Fungi, Ascomycota, Eurotiomycetes, Eurotiales, Aspergillaceae.